Acanthoscelides obtectus is the source of this 1536-nucleotide messenger RNA. Lineage: Eukaryota; Metazoa; Arthropoda; Insecta; Coleoptera; Chrysomelidae. The record is from the annotation of a GenBank genome assembly.
AUGCAGGAUCUGGUUCGCCAAUGGAAAGACAAACCACUACAUGGUCGGUAUAGGAGCCGCAUAGAAGACAACGCCAUUGACACGAAGGCUUCCCAAGGAUGGUUGCAGUCAGGUAAUCUGUUCCUGGAGACGGAGGGCUUCAUAGCCUCCAUCCAGGAUCAGUACAAUAUGCAAAACAUAAAGCAAUGGAAUUGCAAUGGUUGUGUGUCUCAUGUGAAUGAACUUCGUGUGAUGGUUAGGGAGAACGAUCCUUUCUGUAUUGCAUUACAGGAAACCUACUUCCGUCCAGAGACAUCUUUCUCUCUUAGAAACUACAAUACUUACCGCAAGGAUGUCAUACCAGACCGCAGAGCACGAGGUGGUGUGGCCUUACUCGUAAAGCAGAAUAUCAUAGCGCAGGAACAGAGACUGGAUACGGAACUUCAAGCUGUCGCAGUUCGCAUCACAACGCCAUUUGCUGCUACAUUACAUAUUAAUCUGAGUAUAUUGGAAAGCGAUAACGAACAUACAAAUCGUCCAACGUAUACACGUCCAGCCAGAAUCCGUAGCCUUGAAUUCCAACAAGCGAACAACAUAUCAAUAAGGGAUGUGCUGCAGAGAGCCCCAUACGACACUCCACCUUGGACUAGGUCAAAGCCACAUAUUGAUAUUCGCCUUUCUGUAUUUCUUAAAAAUGAGACAGCACCCCAGGUGUAUCUCGCUCGUUUCAAACAAAUUACAGAUCACCUCCACGAUCAUCUCUUCAUAUACUCGGAUGGAUCUAAGAGCAGUACCGGAGUGGGAGCAUCAAUAGUAGUUAACAGUGUUUGCCACAUGUGGAGCCUGGAUCCGAUUUCAAGUAUUUUCACUGCAGAAUGUUAUGCCACCUGGCAGGCACUUCUAUUCUUUGCAUUGUCAUCUAGCUUAGCGUGUUCGAUAGUAUCAGACUCUCUGAGUGUGAUCAGCUCCAUAGGAAAUAACUUCACCAAGGAUGAAAGAAUAAGUCGAAUCUUGAACUUAACCAGCUCACUAGAAAAUGACCAUAAAAAAGUCCGUUUCAUAUGGGUACCUAGUCAUGUGAAUAUUAUCGGCAAUGAAUUGGCUGAUGCAGCGGCAAAGCAAGCAGCCACCAUGCCACCGGAUGAAGGCAUUCCUACUCCGCUAUCUGACUAUGUAAAACACUUAAAAGACACUACAAAACAAGCAUGGCAGCACAAAUGGGACCUAUAUGACGGACACAUGAGAUCCGUUCAGACAAGUAUCGAAAAAUGGACUUAUCCGAAGCAACUGAAUCGUCGGCAGCAGACAGUCUUAUGCCGACUACGAAUUGGCCAUUGUAAGUUGACCCAUGCGUACCUGUUGGCCGGCGAUCACAGACCACAAUGUCUAGCAUGUCAAACAGACCUCACUGUUCAACACAUUCUGGUGGAAUGUCGACUCUACAGUGAUCUCCGCAGGGAACUACAGAUGUCUUCCAAUAUACAAACCCUGCUCAAAACGGAAUGGCCAAAAGUUAUGGAUUUCCUGCUGCGCUCGGAUACAUACACCAAGAUAUAG